Molecule: messenger RNA, 999 nt
Organism: Drepanopeziza brunnea f. sp. 'multigermtubi' MB_m1
Lineage: Eukaryota; Fungi; Ascomycota; Leotiomycetes; Helotiales; Drepanopezizaceae
Molecular function (GO): NADH dehydrogenase (ubiquinone) activity
Source: RefSeq, a predicted model, not a curated record
AUGCCCUUGAGACGAGACCUAAGCGAGCGUGAGCUGCGGACUUCGACGGCCUCGAGAGACCUUCGUACUAUACCACACCCUCCCUGCAAUUGGCAACACCACACCUUGAGAUCAGCCAUGGCUUUGAGAGUAUCGAACUCGAGGGCGCUGGCCUCAGCUUUGCGGUCAAGUAAGACUGCUCUCGCCCGCCGCAACGACUGCAGCACUGCCAUCCGUGCCUUCUCGUCAACCCAGAAUACCCAAAUCGUUGUCUCUGCAGAUACCCCCAAUAUGCGACACGCGCAGAGACCUGCCGAUCCGCCUGGAGGGCUUCAUGCACCCAUAGUCAACCCGGUCGACAAGUACGCUGCAAAGGCCGAAGACAUGCACCGGUACGGAUCUUGGCUCAUGGGGUGUCUGCCAAAGUACAUUCAGCAAUUCUCGGUGUGGAAGGAUGAGCUGGUCAUUUACAUUCCGCCUGCUGGAGUCAUCCCAGUUUUCACCUUUCUCAAAUACAACACUGCUGCCGAGUUCACCAUGGUCGCGGACAUCACUGCCUGCGAUUUUCCCACCCGAGACCAGCGUUUUGAGGUCGUCUACAACAUGUUGAGCGUUCGCCACAACUCGAGAAUCCGAGUCAAGACAUAUGCCGACGAAGCGUCACCAGUUCCCAGCAUUACAAGUCUUUAUGAUGGUGCCAACUGGUACGAGAGAGAGGUGUAUGAUCUCUUCGGUGUGUUUUUCGUGGGCCACCCAGAUCUGCGGCGUAUCAUGACGGACUACGGCUUCGACGGACACCCGUUGAGGAAGGAUUUCCCUUUGACCGGAUACACGGAGCUCAGAUACGACGAAGAGAAGAAGCGGAUCGUGGUCGAGCCUCUCGAGUUGACUCAAGCGUUCAGGAACUUCGAGGGAGGAAGUGCGGCGUGGGAGCAAGUGGGACCUGGUCUCGAUAAGAAGCCCGAGACAUUCAAGCUGCCAACGGCAAAGCCCGAGCCAAAGGAAGAGCCAAAAAGGUAG